Syngnathus acus (greater pipefish) is the source of this 1337-nucleotide messenger RNA. RefSeq names its product Yip1 domain family, member 3 (gene yipf3). The record is from RefSeq and is a predicted model, not a curated record. NCBI's taxonomy places the organism in Eukaryota, Metazoa, Chordata, Actinopteri, Syngnathiformes, Syngnathidae. Gene Ontology annotation, cellular component: Golgi apparatus. The transcript has 9 exons. The coding region runs from base 199 to 1191 and encodes 330 amino acids.
CUCCGUUUGGGCGGAGUCAAGCGUUUCUUUCUUUCCGGUCUGUGAAAAAAUCCUAGCGGAUGCGUUGCCGUGUGUUUAUACGCCAAUUUCACGGGUAAAACUGUCCAUCCACAUCAGGAGUAAUUUUAUGUAGGUCCAACGCACGAAGGAGCUAUUAGUCGUUUGAGCACAGCUGGACGACCACCACCCAACAACAUUAUGUCGACGGGCCCCGGGCGCACCAGCACGGUGACGGAACCGUGGGGGAGCUUUGACGACCACCUCGUCCAGGGCGGCGGCUCGGCGGUCAUUGACAUGGAAAACAUGGAUGACACGUCGGGCUCCAGUUUCGAGGACAUGGGAGAGCUACAUCAGAGGAUGAAGGAAGAGGAGGAAGUUGCGGCAGAAGCAGCGGACGCUGACGACCAAGACGGGGACUUCUUGGGUAUGAAGGGCUUCAAGGGUCAGCUGGGCAGGCAAGUGGCAGAUGAAGUGUGGCAAGCAGGAAAGCGCCAGGCAUCUCGAGCCUUCAAUCUGUACGCCAACAUUGACAUCCUGAGGCCCUACUUUGACGUGGAACCCGUUCAGGUGCGCAGCAGGUUGAUCGAGUCCAUGAUUCCUGUCCGCUUGAUCAACUUCCCUCAGAAGAUUGCAGGUGAGCUUUAUGGUCCGCUCAUGCUGGUCUUCACAUUGGUUGCCAUCUUGUUGCACGGGAUGAAGACAUCCGGGACUGUCAUUAGAGAGGGUACGUUGAUGGGAACGGCCAUCGGAACGUGUUUUGGUUACUGGCUAGGAGUUUCUUCUCUGAUCUACUUCCUGGCGUAUCUACUCAAUGCUCAGAUCACCAUGUUGCAAAGCCUCUCCCUACUGGGCUACGGCUUGUUCGGCCACUGCGUGGCGCUCCUGGUGAGCUACAAUGUGCACUUUCACCAGCUCUUCUACGCCCUCUGGCUGGUGCUGGGAGGACUGUCCACCUUGCGCAUGGUAGCGGCUCUGCUGUCCCGCACGGUGGGUUCCAUGCCUCGCCUGCUGCUGUGCGCUACAGUUUCUGCGCUGCACAUGCUCUUCCUGCUCUACCUUCACUUUGCCUACCACAAGAUGGUGGAAGGCAUACUGGACUCCCUGGAAGGAUCCAAUAUGGCCGCCAUGCAGCGGGUGGCCAGGGAUGUGGAAAAUGUCAGGGUCAAUGCCACCGUCGCCCUCGCCCUGUGACACCCCCCCCACACACACACACACACAACACGUCUCCCACCCCUUCUGUCUUCUCUUCAUGGUUACAGUUGUCUUCAUGCCAUGUAAAUAUGCAAUUUACUCCCCCUUAGUUAAUUUGAACCUAAUACAUAAUUUGGACUCCCUGA